AUGCAAGCCUACCUGGAUGACCAGGGCCGCAUGACGGAGCAGGAGGCCCAACGCCUUUUCCGGCAGCUCCUAUCAGCCCUGAACCACUGCCACAAGCGGGGCAUCGUGCACUGGGACCUGAAACCAAGCAACUUGUUCCUUGAUGUGGACCACAAUGUGAAGAUCGCACACUUCAGUCUGAGCUACGAUUACUGCCCUGGAGAGAAGUUAGGUACAUUCUGCAACACCCCUGCCUUCGCAGCACCUGAGAUCUUCCUGGAGUUGAUGUACUUAGGCCCACCUGUGGAUGUGUGGAGCCUUGGUGUUAUCCUGUACAUCAUGGUGACUGGGUUUGAACCCUUCCAAGGACAAGACUACCAGGAGAUGAAGCAGAGUGUGCUCACAGGACAUUAUCAUGUGCCCAAUGAUCUAGCAAUCAUCGUUAAUAGCAAGCAUGCAACAUUAAUAGCAAGCAUGCUGACCCUCGACCCAACAACCAGAGCUCCUUUACCCCAUGUUCGGCAGCAUCUAUGGGUCAAGAUGGAUGAGAAGAAGCCACUCCAGCCAGACACCAGUGGCACCCGUGACACCCAAAGCAGGAGUGGCAUCCACGGCAAGAGCGGCACCUGGGACAAGAGCCGUAUCGGAGACAUCAACAGCACCCAGGACAGGAGCGGCCACCUGGGACACCAACGGCACCUGAGACAGGAGCGGCACCCACGGGAAGAGCGGCACCCGAGACUCCAGCGGCACCCGGGACACCCACGGUACCUGUGA
Molecule: messenger RNA, 756 nt
Organism: Cervus elaphus (red deer)
Lineage: Eukaryota; Metazoa; Chordata; Mammalia; Artiodactyla; Cervidae
Product: sperm motility kinase 2B-like
Exons: 2
Coding region: 1-756 (251 amino acids)
Biological process (GO): protein phosphorylation; microtubule cytoskeleton organization; intracellular signal transduction
Cellular component (GO): cytoplasm
Molecular function (GO): tau-protein kinase activity; ATP binding; protein serine/threonine kinase activity
Source: RefSeq, a predicted model, not a curated record